AUGAUUCCUUCGUUUAUGAACCGGGGCGCGCUGUCCCUCGUGGCUGUGUCGCUUCUUGCGUCUUCUGCUGCGGCGGAAGUAUUCGAACGCUUGUCUGCUGUUCCUCAGGGAUGGCACUAUUCCCGUACUCCCCGAGCAGACCAACCCAUUAAGCUGCAGGUUGCCCUGGCGCAGGGUGACACAGCCGGUUUUGAAAACGCUCUUUUGGACAUGUCCACCCCUGGACACGAAAACUACGGCAAACACUUCCGCACACACGAUGAGAUGAAACGAAUGCUUCUGCCUGAAGCUGCAUCCGUGGAGGCUGUCCGCGAGUGGCUGGAGGAUGCUGGCAUCACCGAUAUCCAGGAAGAUGCCGACUGGAUGACCUUCCACACGACAGUCGAGACGGCGAAUGACCUGCUGGAUGCCAACUUCCAGUACUAUAUCAAUAGCGUGAAGCAUGUGGAGAGACUGCGGACGCUGGAAUACUCGAUCCCGAACUCUCUUCUGUCCCACGUUAACCUGGUAACUCCGACUACUCGCUUCGGCCAGCUGCAUGCCAACCGUCACCACGCGCAUAGCAAGGCUGUUGCCGCAGAUGAGGCCUUCACGAAAGCCGUCAUGAAAGCCGAGCAUGACUGCAACAGUGCCGUCACUCCCCAAUGCCUAAAGGAUAUCUAUUCCGUCGGUGAUUACACGGCCGACCCCAACAACGGCAACAAGGUCGCCUUUGCCAGCUACCUGGAGCAGUAUGCACGGUACGCGGACCUUGCCGAGUUCGAACAGAACAUCGCCCCCUGGGCAGUGGGCGAGAACUUCUCCGUGAUCGAAUACAAUGGAGGUCUCAACGACCAAAACUCGCCCAAGGACAGCAGCGAAGCCAACCUAGAUGCCCAAUACAUCGUCGGCGUAAGCGCCCCGGUCCCCGUCACGGAAUUCAGCACCGGCGGCCGCGCCCCUCUAGUCCCGGACCUGGACCAGCCUGAUCCGAACAACAACAACAACGAACCAUACCUCGCCUUCCUGCAAAACGUCGUCAAGAUGUCUGACAAUGACCUGCCCCAGGUAAUCUCAACCUCUUACGGCGAAGACGAACAAUCCGUGCCUGAGAAAUACGCCCGCAGUGUCUGCAACCUGUAUGCACAACUCGGCAGCCGCGGUGUCUCUAUCCUGUUCUCUUCAGGCGACUCGGGUGUCGGCGCAGCCUGCGAAACGAACGACGGCACGAACAAAACUCAUUUCCCUCCCCAGUUCCCCGCCGCUUGUCCGUGGGUUACUUCCGUCGGUGCUACAACCGGUAACGCUCCCGAGAGAGCAGUCUACUUCUCUUCCGGCGGGUUCUCGGAUAUUUGGGACCGCCCAGCGUACCAGAAUGCUGCUGUUAGCUCUUACCUCCAGAAGCUGGGAAACAAACAAGCAGGCCUUUUCAACCCCAACGGCCGUGCAUUCCCCGAUGUCGCUGCGCAGGGUGAGAACUACGCUAUCUAUGAGAAGGGGGCUCUCACCAAGGUCGACGGUACAUCUUGUGCAUCGCCCACUUUUGCGGCUAUCAUCGCCUUGCUCAACGAUGCCCGCAUCCAAGCCAACCAGGCUCCUAUGGGCUUCUUGAACCCCUGGUUGUAUGGCGAUGGAUUGGCUGGUUUGAAUGAUAUUAUUCAUGGUGGAAGCACGGGCUGUGAUGGAAACUCCAGGUUCGGUGGUGCUGCGAAUGGGGGUCCGGUUGUGCCGUAUGCUAGUUGGAAUGCUACGCAGGGCUGGGAUCCGGUCACCGGGUUGGGCACGCCUAACUUUGCGACUAUGAAGAAGAUUGCUGUUGGUAAUUAG
This is a messenger RNA of Penicillium cinerascens, 1806 nucleotides long. RefSeq names its product S53 family peptidase. The record is from RefSeq and is a predicted model, not a curated record. The transcript has 2 exons. Bases 1 to 1806 code for a protein of 601 amino acids. Gene Ontology annotation, biological process: proteolysis. Gene Ontology annotation, molecular function: serine-type endopeptidase activity; tripeptidyl-peptidase activity. Lineage: Eukaryota; Fungi; Ascomycota; Eurotiomycetes; Eurotiales; Aspergillaceae.